Aquila chrysaetos chrysaetos is the source of this 3495-nucleotide messenger RNA. It is a transcript of the gene MRPL42, whose product is annotated as mitochondrial ribosomal protein L42. Gene Ontology annotation, cellular component: mitochondrial large ribosomal subunit. The record is from RefSeq and is a predicted model, not a curated record. Bases 4 to 789 code for a protein of 261 amino acids. The transcript has 6 exons. NCBI's taxonomy places the organism in Eukaryota, Metazoa, Chordata, Aves, Accipitriformes, Accipitridae.
CAGAUGUCCCUUCAAAUGACGGGAUUUGAGAGGUUUAUUCCACAGCUGAUACACCACCUCAGCGCCUCCACCUCAGGACUGCCUGCUGGAGGCGGGGCCAGGCAGGGCGGGAAGCCCCACCCGGCGGGAGGCCCCGCCCACCCGCACUACGUCUCCCGGCGUGCCGCGGGGCUGAGCCGCUGCCGGAAGCGGAAGCGGACUCGGUGCCGCUUCCGGCGCGGUGGCCGGCGGCCGGCUGCUGAGGGGAAAGCGGCGGAGUCCGCGCAGAGGGUGUUAUGCAGAAAAAAAGGAUACGGUGUCCAUUUGAGUUCUGUCUUGUCCAGGACUGGUUUCCUCUCUGCUGUCAGCAUGGCAACAUCGCUUAGAACCGCAUGGUCCAACCUCUUCUGGAUGCGUUCAGUAGCAACCUGUAGGCGGGCCCCGCUACAGAAUGGAGCAGUAUAUCAUGCUUGCCAUAAAUCUACAUACUCGGUUCUCCCUGAAGACUACAACUGCAAAGUGGAACUUGCAGUGACGUCAGAUUUGAAGACAAUUGUCUGCUACCACCCUUCGCUUGAGAUUCCAUACGAGCAUACAAAACCCAUACCACGGCCAGAUCCAGUGCAUAAUACAGAAGAAACCCUUGAUCAAGUUUUGAAAUCCAGAUUGAAUGAAAAAGAGCUAAAGAACAAUAGAGGUCCUACAAUUGAAGAGCUCAGCAAAAUGUUUUACACAACAAAACAUCGCUGGUAUCCUGUGGGACAGUAUCAUAGAAGACGCAAGAAUCCUAAUCCUCCUAAAGACAGAUAAUGAAGAUAACUUCUUGUUCAUCAGCACUUUUUAUUUCCCAUAAAGAUUAAUAGCAAAUUACAGAAUGUGAGAUGUUUGGCAAUUCAGUGUGAGUGCUAUAACUAAAACAUGCUUAACUAAAUUUGACUCUUACUUUCUACUUCAGCUAGUUGACAGAAAAACAACAAAACUGCACUGAUGAAACAAGGAUCUAGUGAAGGCUAUUGUAUACGUGCGGUCAGUGAAUGUGCUAGUCUUAGAGCUGGAUUUAACAGGUGAUGGAGUGCUCCAUUAAACUAGGUCAAGGGCUCAUCAUUGGUAAAGUGAAUGCAUAGAAGUAUUAUGUCAAAAUGGGAAGUCUAGAACUGGACACGUUAGGGUUUGGUGUUGCUUUGGGGGGAUAAUUUAGAAAUCUAGUAACUGAAAUGCAGGUGAGCUUUAAUCCUGAGGUAUUAAUGAAAUAGUAUUGAUGAAAAAUAUAAUGAGAGGUAUUUUUGAAAACGAUUAAAUAGUUUUGCUUUUUCUGUUAGACUUGUAAGAUAUCUGAUUCCAUGUUUAAUCCUACAUUAGCCAAGUGAUUGUAUUUAAGGCUAUUGUCAUGUACUGAAAACUGGCCAACUAAUUGUUAAUUGUAGCUUCCAAGGCAUAGUAAAUCACCCAGUAUUCCCAAAUAUCUGAGAGAACUUCUGUGUGUGUUGGGGGGGGGGGGAGGAGGAGGGGUUGGUUUUGUUUUUUUAACCCCACCCCAACUACUGCUCAGUGAGGAUGCUAUGUUUGUAUAGAAACUGGAAUAGCUGUAAGCUCAGGGGAGGAAGAGUUCUUUGCCUCAGCAGGGUAAUCCGUGAAGACUCCCAGCUCUUUCUAGCUUACCUAGGGAGAAGGAUUGGCCCUUUGUUAUAUGAAAUGCUUUAAAUUAAUGUCGUGUGAUUCUACUUCAUAGUUUUAGCGUUUUGUAGUACUUAAAUGUUUCUGCUAUUCUAAUAUUCUAUGUCAUCUAGCAUUUUUUUCUCAGGAAAAGGAGAUACUUUACUCCAGUCUACAGUUUUAGGCAUCAGCCUUCUUAGAGAAUGGGCUAGCUUGGAACAUUGUGCCUCGGCAGAGAUCCCAGUGACUUCAUUAAGUCUUCUUAGCAGAUCCUCAUAAGUAAUCAGAAAAUAAUUGUCCAAUAUAUGUCAUACAUUUUGAUUGUAUUUCCUUUCCAAAGCAACUUGGAUAAGCUAGGAAGGUUCUUGUUUCUUCUCUUAGUCUAGUAUAGUUUUGCCAGCAUGUGUUAUCUACACAUCUUGCUAGAAGUUGAGUACUAUAUAAAGUCUCUAAUCCUGGUCAUUGUUACUAUAAAGAACACUUACUUUUCUAAAGUUAUUACUCAGUAAGCUUUUUUCCUUUAAUUUCCUUUAAUUGUGAAAAAAGCAAUGUUGGAUGUGUGUAAAAAGACUGCCUUUAAAUACUUCUGGAAAAUUUUUAUGUAAAGGUAGUCUAAGUAUUUAUCUUGGUAUUAUUUUAAAAAAUGCAUUUUUAAAUCCGAAUGCCAGUUAGCUGAUAAUGGUUUAUGAUGGCAGAGCAUGAAAUUGUUUUGCUUAUUCUCUCUGUUAGGCUUGUAAGAUCUGAGUCCAUGUUUCAGCCUACAUCAGCCAAGUGAUUUUGGCUCUGUAUUAUACGAUGUGUUGCUCGCGUGGUAACAAACGUGCUAUCAUGAAGGAAUGUCUAUUGUGUUUAUGAAAAGGAUUGCUGCUUACUCUGCAAGUUCAAUCACAUGAAAAUAAUUAUUUUUUUCUACCUAGAAUAUAACUUUUUCAAUAGUUUUUAGUAAUUUGUAGUACAACACAUCGUAGCAUUUUCAUCAAUUCAUGGUGCCUGGUACUGACACUGGUCCAUAAGUGAGCAGCUUACAUCUCAUGGUUAGUGUUCUGUUGUGUUCCACUGCAUAAAAUCGAGCCCCCUUUAUUUCUGGGAAGCUGAGACCUAAUUUGUCACUGUUUGACUUCACUCCAGCAUAAGAAAAGAUAUCCUUGGAUUAAUUUAAACUUUCAAUUAUUUUUCCCCCUUCUUCUCCCUGAUACUUUUGCUUAUUGCUGCCUAAUAAUAGUAAGACAUUUUGCUUUACAGAAGCCUUUUGUUACCACGUUUGUCUGUUCUUGCCUGUCAAACCCUGUUUAUGACCAAACAUCCACAAUCACUGUAGAUAUGUUGGAUUUCUCAAUGUUUCCCAAACAUUUUUGGAUGCUUUUCAGGCAUUUUGAGGGCUAAAUAUCUGUGAUGUGCUGGACUGCUAUCUUUAAAGUACUUCCUCUUCUGACCAGUUACUGGAAGCUGAGUCUAAAACACGUUCACUAUGUGUACCCUCUGCCAUUUUGUUACUACAUUAAUUCAUAAAAUUGGUAUUUUAAAAUCUUUGCCCACAUUACGCUGCCACUCGCAAUCUUUCUAUGUUCUCUUCUACUAAAUCUUUCUCCUGGGUCAUCUGAAGCAUGACCUCAUUAAAAUCCUGCUCUCACAGUAAUUCCAAGCAGUCCCCCAUAUUUUCUAGGCCUUGAACAACUACAUAAAGCUGCCUUCUCUGUUUCUCUUCACUUGAAAACUUGGAAUUAGAAUCCAUCCAUUUGAUUCUUGUCCCCCUUCUAUGCAGAAGAAUAAUCCAUCUGAAAGUUAGUUUGGGAUUUCUGUUUUCUGUUGCUCUUGUUCUUUGUAAUUGAAAACUUUAAUUGCAUAAAAUUCACUGAACGUUAA